Messenger RNA from Geodia barretti, 6170 nucleotides. The record is from the annotation of a GenBank genome assembly. Lineage: Eukaryota; Metazoa; Porifera; Demospongiae; Tetractinellida; Geodiidae.
AUGCGCAUUUAUUGUGUGACGUCAUUAUUGUUUUGUCGACUGAGAAACAUGGCUGUUCUGGAGAAGCUGCCGGUGAAUGCCGUGUUUCACGUCGGCGUGGUGCUCCCGUUGGGGACCAUUCUCCUCUGCUACACCGUCGCCACGUUACUGGGUCACGUGCCUGUCUGGCUACCGAUGAUCAGCGACUGCGCCGUCUACCCUCCAGAGAAGUACCCGUUCCGCUGGGGCAUCGUUCUCUCGGCCGCGCUUUUCGCAGUACAAAGCGUUCUCCUGUACGGAGCAGACAGACCGUACUCUAGGAGCAAGGUUGCGCUGUUCUUUGGGCUCUUGACGGCAUUCUGCCUUAGUGUUGUUGGUGUCGUUAACGAAGCGGAGAACAAUACCAUUCACAGCACUGCAGCAGUCAUAUUCUUUGUUGGUUACUGGGUCUACAUGGUGAUUCUAACCUGGCUGCUUCCACAGUACAAGAAAGAAGACAGACCGUCGCAGUUCGCCUAUUUAUUCCGCCAGUUAUGUGUUACUUUGUGUACAAUUGAUCUCGGCUACUUUGUCUUCAUGUCAACCAACUGGGAAAAAUACGGUGUAUACAUAGCCGUCUGUGAAUGGAUUGCCACGCUGCUUAUCUUCUUCUACAACUGGAGUUUUGCCGGAGAUAUGACAAACUAUACGCUGGAAGAAAUUGAAAAUGAAACGCCCGAAAAACCUCGCUCAGACCAUGAAACUGUUGAGGCUGUUAUUGGACUUGCACAGGCUGAGAAGAUGGUAGUCCUGGGUAAGAUCCCGGCAAAGUGGCUCGUCCAUUUCGGAGCCCUGGUGCUGAUGGGCACCAUCAUCGUCUGCUACGUCAUCGCCGUGGCCGACGGUCACGUGAUCCCCUGGCUCCCGACCAUCAGCGAAUGCGGAGAGAAUCCGCCCGAGCAGUACAUAUUCCGCUACGGAAUUCACACGGGAGCGCUCCUGCUGGUGGUUCUUGCGAUAUACAUCUAUACUGCCGACUUCCCAUUCUCUCACGAUGCACUCAACGUAGGACUUGGCGUCGUAUCCGGGCUCUGUCUCGGAGUUGUCGCCAUAUGCGCAUCCAACGAAAACAACACAAUUCACUCGACUAAUGCAGUAAUCUUCUUUGUGUUGGAGGAUGUUCUACUGCUGCGCAUCACACUGCAGAGCAGGGGCAGUCUUUCCCGACUCUCACUGUCUGUCAAGAGUGUGUGCACUGUGCUGACGUGGCUCUUCUCCAUUGGAAGAUGUGCACUCAGCUCUUGGCUUGAUGUACCAGUUCUUCCAUUACUUGAAUGGGGUAAUACGUUUGCCAUCCUAGUCUUUCACUGGAGUCUUGCAAUGGACUUCAGUCACGACUAUUUCCUUGCUGCCUUGAAGAGUGACGUUGGUACAGGAGGUGGAGGUGGUGGGCCUUGGGAGGUGGAGGCAGACAUCUCGUCUCUUCUCUCCAAACACUCCGUUGAGGAGGUGAGGAGGAUUGAGCAGAAGACCAGACUGGACAUCGAGAGGAAGAAGGAGGAGCUGCGACAGUUGGUUGGGGAACGGUAUCGGGACUUGAUCGACGCUGCCGACUCAAUCAUGGAACUAGAAACAGGCUCGAAACAGGUCGGAGGGUCAUUGGGUCACAUGAUCAAGGUGUGUCAGAGUCUUCAACAGACACACUUUCUGAGAGGAUUGGGAGGAAUGCGGGGCCCUCCGGUUAGAGAUGAGGCACGUGAAGUGACGGCCCAGAUGAAGUUGCUGGGAGAUGCUCCAGAGAAGGUUUAUCCCCGCUCUCAGCUAUUUCAGGAGACGAAGAGAUAUGGCAAUCGCAAUAUCUCGAAUAGUAAGCAGCAAUAUCUAGAAGCUUCCAGAAUAUUCCUCAUGGCUCGCUACACGCACACGCAGCUGCAAGUGUCUCUCCCCAAGAACGCUCUCCUCCAGCGACUGUGGCAGGCCACUUCUGGCUUCAGGGCCACCGUCCUGGAAUGCUGCAGACGUCAUCUGCAGGCCACGGAGCAAAAGACGUGUGCCGUCCUCUCCUCUCUCGUUGCCAUAGUGAUGUUAGAGAACUGCACCCUCAGACAAGUCUUUUCUCAGUUUCUUCUUGCUCAGAAGGUGGCCAUUCAAGCUGUGUUCCAUCCUUCCAAACAAAUGCACUACAGUGUGAAGGCCCAACUGUCAGAGCGGUUUGUUUUGGUAGUCGUACAUAGAUCAUCAGACGGUCCAUCGUACUCACAGCCAACAUCUUCUCUCUUCGACCAGCCCAAGUCUCUAUCUCUCUCAGGACUCAUCGAUUCCUCUAUCCUCUAUUCUACUAGAAUCUACUUCUUGCUCUCUCGUCUCUCCCAUCACUCUGUGUUUCACACAGGCUCCUCGCUAUUACUUCAAGCUGUGAAAGACUUUGCCGCUGACCUACAAAAAGUUUCAGUGCCGGCAUCUCUGAGGUCAACGACGGUGUCAGAGGUGCCUUCUAACGACCUCCAGUUAUUGUGUCUGGAGUGGCUUACUGCUUGUGUGGAAGAUGUGAAAGAAUGUGUGAGACCGCUGCUGUCUCACGUGACAACGGUCAGAGCUCUCAGUAACAUCAGGUCUUCACUCCACUCCCUACUGUCUGAGCCUGAGAAAGAAGAACCCGACCCCUCCUCCUCUUCCUCCUCCUCUUCCUCUCGGUCUCAGCGGCCACCGGUAGAGAAAGCCAGUUGGCCUGACGAAUGGCAGCGACUGAGUCGACUUGUGUUUGCCCGAGACAACGUGUGUAUUUGGAACCAGUUUCUGAAACAUCUCUUCCGGGAGAGGGCCAUGGCAAUCCUCACCAAGCAUUUCACAGCUGCAGAGGAACACGCAGUCAACUCGCUGGCCCAACUCCUAGAGGAUUUGACCUCUGACCCUGCACGCUAUUCCAAUGACGUCAUCGUGACAUCGCAACUGUGGGUCGAGGAUGGAGUGGAGGGAGUGAGGGGAGGGUUUGAGGGGAGAGGGAGACAAAACAAACCAACUUCUCUCACCCUGAAAUCCAGAGGGUGCACUCCUAGUGUAUAUAUUUUCUGCCAGGAAGUUGGGAGAAUGCUCCAAGUUAUCGUGGAUGAUGCUUCUCACUAUCUGCUGCCUCGGGAGCCGGCUAGAGGUGGCACCCACCAGCUGGCGACGACCAAGGAGGAGGGCUUUCCUUUCCGUCUCCACGGUGACCAUAAUGAGAUGCAGGAAUUUAUUCGCCACUCGACCGUCGAAUUUGUAAAGAGACACAAGGUCCGUAGUCAGAGAACAGCGAAACAGAAAGAGGAUGCUGAAACUAACACAGUGGCCCAGCUGCUGAACCUGCAGCGCUCCUCCAUACACAAGCCGCUGUCUAUGUCACUUCCCUGCUGUUUGCAGCCUGUCAGGAAAUCAGCAGAAUUGGAGGACACACCAUGGACAGGUGACAUAUUAUUAUUAUACUACUCUCACUUGUCUUGAAAUAACCAUGUAUGCAGUGGAACCCCUCUAAUUAGGACACCUAUUGGACAGCCGAAAGUGUCUUUAUUAGUGAAGUGUCAUUCCGAGAAAAAGUUGGAUUAGAGAGUGUCCUCAUUUCAGGGGUGUUCUUGGAAAACUAUUGCAUACUCUGACCUUCUCUUCAGGAGUGUCCUCCAGCACUUCAGUGGUCAAUGUCUUCGAGGGGUUUUGGAAGUUCACCGCACCUUUCUCGGAUCUGACCCCGCGACCCCAGCUCACAUCCACCAAAACUGCGCUCUCCAGCUUCUCUUCAACGUCCGUUUCGUCUGCAGUGUUCUCUCCAGCCCUCCCGACAUGGAGGAAGACACGGCCAAACUCCAGCAACAAGUACUGCAACAGCUCAGCGGCCACAUUGAUCCGUUUGACCUGACCGUGUUCACUCCCCACCUCCUUUCAGCUCUCGAGCGUCAGCUCCACAGAUCCACUGUACUGCUUGGGCUACUUCUGGCUGUCCGAGGCCCCGCCCACUUAAUGCUGAGUGGACAGAAACCUCCGCUGUCUUCGUCGCAGGAGAAACAUAUCGUCGUUCCUCUUUUCCCCGCGACGCCACGUUUUCCCUCUCUCCCAACAAGUACUCCGGCCCAGGAAACAAAACCUCUCGUAGCAACGACAAACCCGCAGUUCAGUGCCACUGUUGCCCAUCCAGCCUUCUAUUCUCUAGUCAUCAGCAAAAUGGCAGCUGACGAGAUCGAGUGUAUGGAAGGGAACCGAGCUCUGCAAACGGCGCUUGAACUGUCGAUGUUAGAGCUGAACCUUGGCGGGGGACACUCGGCGGGGACCUACAACGGCACCGCUAGCCAGGAGUCUCCGUUCAGCUAUUUCAACGGCAGCGACUCCGGCUCCCUGCUCUCCAGUUCGCCCAAAAAGUCGCAGAACAUCACCCAGUGCGUCGCCGUUCCGAGUUCCGAACACGUCGCCGAAAUCGUCGGGAGACAAGGUUGCAAGAUUAAGGCACUGAGGGCCAAAACCAACACCUACAUCAAGACCCCGGUCCGUGGCGAAGAGCCAAUCUUUGUCAUCACCGGCCGACCUGAAGACGUGUCUGCAGCGAAGCGGGAGAUUCUGGCAGCCGCCGACCACUUCACGCAGAUUCGCGCCUCUCGCCGCAGCAGCACCGUUACUUCUCCUUCCAGUGCGUUCGGAUCUCCGACCGAAGACAACAAAGUCACCAUACUCGUUCGAGUCCCUUACAGGGUUGUCGGGCUUGUCGUCGGACCGAAAGGAGCCACCGUGAAGCGAAUCCAACAGCUCACGAACACUUACAUCGUGACGCCGUCCAGGGACCGUGAGCCGUGUUUCGAGGUGACGGGCUCGGCCGAGAACGUGGAGCGAGCCAAGCGAGAGAUCGAGAGCUACAUUGCUCUCCGCACCGGCGGUAGUCUCGACUCCGACUAUGAAACAGAUUAUCUCUCGCUUCUGUCGCCCACGCUCGAGCCCGUCUUCUCACCGAGCCUCGGCGGGAACGGUAACGGAAGCGGUUCCACCGGAAUACCCACGACCCGCAGCCAUCUGCUCACUCGCAGCGCAUCCGAGAAGCUGUUCCAAUUCCCGAGCCGUCUCAGCAGCAGCCCGCCCAACACGCUGGCCCUCAGCACGCCUCUGGAGGGAAUCGAGCUCAACAACUGGGGCGACAAGCCCACGCGGUGCAGCCCGCUCUCCAGUGCCGUGUUCGGUGCCAAGAGCCUCAGUCAGGAGGGGCAAGACUCCUCGCCUUACUCUUUCAACACCCCAAUGUCUGCCCCUGUUGCGUUUGCCGACCGGGUGUUCGACUUCAGCGAUCUGAGGACCAGUCUCAGGCAUCAACCGCCAAGCCCCACUGGUUCCUGGGAGUCCAACUCCAGCGAGGGAACAGCUGCAGUGUCUCCUAAACACUCUCCUCGUCUCCCGCAGAGGAGCAUCAGCCUCUCGUGCAACGUGUGUCGAAGUCGUGAGGUGUGCGCUGCACUCAUUCCGUGCGGGCACAAUCUCUUCUGCCACAUCUGCGCCCACAAGAUCAGCACCUCGCACGGGAGCUGCCCCGUCUGUCGCUCACAGGUCACCAACAUGCUUCGUCUCUACCAGUAGAGGCCCAGUUUCUGCAACUACCCGUAUCGCUCCUCUCCCCCAAGUUACUAAACCCCCCCCUCCACCCUCUCUCUCACUCCUCCUCUCCCACUUGCCAAAAUUUGCACAUUCCAAAGAUCCAGGUAUCCACUAACAAGAAACUGCUGUCAGAAGAUUAUCCUUAUUUUCACUUUGUGUCCGUCCACCCCCUCCUCUCUCCCUCCCUCCCUCCCUCCCCCUCUCUCUCUCUCUCUGAAGAAGGGUGGUUUAAAAUAUCAUUUUCGGACGCUUCGGUCCAUCUCAAGUUUCUUUGGCAUUUCUAUUCUAUUCUUGUAGAGUACGUGUAUUUCAUCACCACGGCUCACUGUUAGAUUUAUAGUGUUCAGUCUCUUUAUUUGGAGUUUAAUAUAAACGUGAUCAAUUCAUAACCAUUAUCACAUUCCUCAUUUUCAUGUAUAUAAUAUAUUACACAUCUUCAGAGUUUAGGUUGUCUUCAUUUGUAUCAGAUUCAAAGAUUUAUAUAUCUCAGAGUGUUUAUUUGGAAAAUAUAGUAGGUCGCAAACUUUUGUGUGUCCUUCAAUACCAGAUAUCAAUAAGAUCAUUUUUAAAAACUUACUUUGUAUAUGGAGAGCAGCGCAAUUAGUUUUAGGUCC